This is a messenger RNA of Neoarius graeffei (lesser salmon catfish), 1248 nucleotides long. It is a transcript of the gene aadacl4, whose product is annotated as arylacetamide deacetylase-like 4. Gene Ontology annotation, cellular component: membrane. Bases 4 to 1248 code for a protein of 414 amino acids. The transcript is spliced from 4 exons. The record is from RefSeq and is a predicted model, not a curated record. Lineage: Eukaryota; Metazoa; Chordata; Actinopteri; Siluriformes; Ariidae. Gene Ontology annotation, molecular function: carboxylic ester hydrolase activity.
GUCAUGGACAUAGGAACUGCGAUUCUGAUUAUUGGUUUUGCUGCUUUGGUUGCAGCUUUUUGUUUGUUGGUCAUCGGAUUGGUGUUUUCAGAGGUAAUGAACUCUGAAAUUCCUCCUGGAGUUAGUAAUCAUGGAAAACUUCACCUUUUGCACUGCUGGAUGGUUGGGAUAGCAGUCGGGGGUCGUAUCUUCGAGCGCCUGGGUUUGUGUCAUCAGGUGAAUUUUACUCGAUGGUGUCUGGAUCACUUAAUUGGCCGUAAACGCCCCCCUCCUGCUGGACUCCGCAUUAAAGACUCAACCUUUGCUGGAGUGCCAGUGAGGAUCUACGAGCCCACAGCUGUUUCAGAACACAAAAGACGAGGACUCAUGUAUUUUCAUGGAGGAGGAUGGGUCAUUGGCAGCAUUGACUUGUAUGAUCAAGUUUGCCGGCACAUUGCAAAAGAGAGUGAUACUGUUGUCGUAUCUGUUGGUUACAGACUCGCUCCUGAGCACCGGUUUCCUGCUGCAUUGGAUGACUGCGAGCUCGCUACGGAUCAUUUCCUAUCUGUGGCGGCUGAGUUCAAUGUGGACCCACUCCAUGUGGCACUGGGAGGAGACAGUGCAGGCGGUAACCUGGCAGCCGCUCUCAGCCAGAGGCUGGCCACAAGCCCGGAUAGGCAUCUGCCAUCACCCUGUGCCCUCGUCCUCAUCUACCCGGCUUUGCAGAUGGCCGAUUUUAACCUGCCCUCUUAUCAGCAGAACCAUGCUGUGCCUGUAUUGUUCCGUGCUCGUGUAGCCUUCUACUUCCUCCAGUACCUAAAUGGUGACAUGUCUGUGUGCCAGGAUGUGCUCGAGGGCAGACAUGUUCCCACCGAGCUAAAACUGCACUACAGCAAGUGGCUAGACCCCUCGAACCUCCCACUUGAAUUCCAGGUUGGCACCCGAAAGCAGGUAGCGAUGGCUCAUGACGGUGAAGUGUAUCACAUCGUUAAAGAUGGCCUUGAGCCAGGGAUUUCACCUUUGCUCGCUGAGGAUGAAGUGCUCCGCCGCACACCUCCCACUUUUAUCCUGACCUGCCAGUAUGAUGUGCUGAGGGAUGAUGGGAUUCUGUUCAGGAAGAGACUACAGGAUCUGGGAGUCAAGGUCACAUGGUAUAACGUCCCUGAUGGCUUCCAUGGAAUUAUGAACUUGUUUAGCAAGGGCUGGUUAAGCUUCCCUGCUGCAGAGAGGGCCAUGGAGCAGAUUAUCAGCUACAUAAAGACACUCUGA